CUUUGCUCGGUGGACAGCUCACCCUGGAGAAUACAGUUUGUAACUGGUGGACUGGAGCCGAAAAGCUCCGUACGCUGAAACCGAGUGCUCGUGUGAACACGAAUAUAUUUGCAGGGGCCAGUGAUGAUUUCAAAGCUCGAAAUCAAAGUCGCCGCCGUGCUCGACUGCGUCACUCGACACUGACUCCUCCUCUGACUCAGAGUCACUCUCGAUUUCAUAAUGGCAGCCUUGGCAUCUUACUGCUGUGUACGCGCAUCUUCAGCACCUGGCCCUUCUGACGGUGGAGAGUCGGUGCCGCAGCCUUCGGUACCUCAGUCCGUCUCAGUACCUCAACCUGUUGCAGCCUCAACUUCGGUGUCCCAGUCUGUCUCCCAAGCCCCACUUGCAGCUGCAGAGCCAAAGCAAGCCAUCUCAACGACGGACGAAACACUUCCCAAGAGAGUACCAUUCGGCACGGAGACGGCCGUGGACCUGACCUUAUGGUACGGGCCCGAACGAGUAAAAUACUUGGGCCCGUUCAAAGCAGCGACGCCGGCUUACCUGAAAGGAGAAUUUCCUGGUGACUACGGAUGGGAUACAGCGGGUCUGUCGGCAGACCCCGAGACGUUUGCCAAAAACCGUGAGCUCGAGGUGAUUCACUCGCGGUGGGCUAUGCUCGGGGCUGCUGGCUGCUUGUUCCCCGAGCUUUUGGCCAAGUCAAAUGCUGUGAGCUUCAGGGAACCAGUGUGGUUCAAAGCUGGGUCGCAAAUUUUCAGCGAUGGUGGCCUCGACUAUCUCGGCAAUCCCAACCUGAUCCACGCUCAAAGCAUUUUGGCGAUAUGGGCAAGCCAGGUUGUUUUGAUGGGCCUGGUCGAGGGCUAUCGUAUCGGAGGAGGCCCUCUGGGAGACGUGGCAGGGGAUGGACUCUACCCCGGUGGUGCAUUCGAUCCAAUGGGUCUCUCAGAGGACCCAGAAGCUUUCGCCGAGCUCAAGGUGAAGGAGCUGAAGAAUGGGAGGCUGGCCAUGACUGCUAUGCUCGGCUUCUUCGUUCAAGCGAUUGUCACUGGCAAGGGUCCAGUACAGAAUUUGUACGACCACCUGGCCAAUCCUCAGAUCAACAACGCCUGGGCUUACGCCACAAACUUCGUUCCCAGAUCAUAAGUCAACUCCAGAGCUUGAAGCAUUUGGUGCACACAUACAAUCUCCUCAGAUGCGUUGAAGUAUUCAGCUAAAGCUCCAUGACGAAAGUGGAUAAACCAACAUCUACACUGAGUCUUUCCAAAUCACUGCUUAGCUCGCAAUCUGUGCAGGCGAUCUUCAGCUUCACUUCGAGGCCUCUGUCUCAUCGGAGGUCCUCUUCCGGACUGAAAAUCGUAUCACGCCCGAUUGCAUUAGAUUGAUCGUUCUCAAGAUUUUAGAUUACCUUUGUACAUGUGCUGAGAGAGCGAGCUAUCCUGUACUUCUAUGAGUGAAGAAAAUCAACUUGUCGACAUGUCCUGCCUCUGGGCGACGCUUACA
Messenger RNA from Marchantia polymorpha subsp. ruderalis, 1497 nucleotides. The record is from the annotation of a GenBank genome assembly. NCBI's taxonomy places the organism in Eukaryota, Viridiplantae, Streptophyta, Marchantiopsida, Marchantiales, Marchantiaceae.